This is a messenger RNA of Carassius auratus (goldfish), 1920 nucleotides long. Its product is annotated as guanine nucleotide-binding protein G(I)/G(S)/G(O) subunit gamma-3. Gene Ontology annotation, molecular function: G-protein beta-subunit binding. The record is from RefSeq and is a predicted model, not a curated record. Gene Ontology annotation, cellular component: heterotrimeric G-protein complex. The coding region runs from base 176 to 403 and encodes 75 amino acids. Gene Ontology annotation, biological process: G protein-coupled receptor signaling pathway. The transcript has 3 exons. Lineage: Eukaryota; Metazoa; Chordata; Actinopteri; Cypriniformes; Cyprinidae.
UUGUAGCAGAAUUGCAGUGCACUGGACUGUACAGAACUGGGUAGCAUCCACACUGUCUAUGAGGGUGCGGUCCGGCUGCACUGAGAGCAACAACACUGACAGAUAGAGAGAGAGAGAGAAGGAAUAAGAAAGAAGAGGAGGGAGAGAUAUCACCACACGAGGAAUACAGCAAGGGAUGAAAGGAGACACCCCUGUGAACAGCACCAUGAGCGUCGGUCAGGCCAGGAAGCUGGUGGAACAGCUGAAGAUUGAAGCCAGUUUUUGUCGGAUCAAGGUGUCUAAGGCAGCGGCGGACUUGAUGGCAUACUGUGAUGCCCACGCAUGUGAGGACCCUCUCAUCACCCCUGUGCCCACUUCAGAAAACCCCUUCAGGGAGAAAAAGUUCUUCUGUGCUCUUCUCUGAAAAGGACACCGGAGACGCAGACUUAGUCUCAUUUAGAUGAUAAUGAUUUAUGUACGCACAUCACACAACACAACACAUUACUCGACACAGCAAAAUGAAGCUUUAAUAAAUGCAAAUUUCAGCAAUUGACAGCGCCAAAUUGACAAAAACAUGCUUGUGAGAAUAUUUUUAUUCUCCUGAUUCUUUUUUUUGGGGGGGGGGGGCUUGUUCCUUUUAAUUAAAGGGAUGAAAUAACAUCAAGAUUGAUGCAAACUGAUUAGAUGAAAUCACACACUGAUACACACAUAUGCAAGCACAGUUUUUUAAUUACGGUAAGCAAAAGGAAAUAGGUGCGGGUCUGGAUAUUUCAAUGAUUUCAAAUGUUAUUAUAUUCAAGACAUUCGUUGUGUUCUUCACAAUAGCAAACUCUGGUGAUUUACAAAUUCUUUAUGUAUAUUUAGAUUUUUUUUUUUUUUACAUGUUUUGUUUGAGGUGGCUAUGUACUCUGGUAGACAUUUCUGAUGAACUGGUAGAGCUUCUAAAGUUUAGAUCAUUGUGAGAAGGUGAGACUGCUGAUACCUACACACAAAUACCACCAGUGCAUAGUGUUCCUAAAGGGAUUUGUUAUUUCCUAAAACCAAUUAAGUUUUUCUGACCACUUAAACAAGAAGUAGAGGUAUCUAGUCUCUAAGAGUUGGAAAUUAACUUAAAAGACAAAUUAUUGGAGAAAAAUGUAAAAAGAACAUCUGUCAAAAGUUGUGGUCCCAAGUAAUGGAUUAAAUAUUGCAGACAGAAUCCAAUGAAUGAAUGAAUAAAACUUUUAAACACAAAACACUUAUGUGUACCGCUUAUUGAGAUUUAGAAGAAAAAAUAACUCACUCCUGUUUUUGAGGAAAUUUAUAUUUUUUCUUUUAUUAAGCAAAGAUGAAAAAUCAUAAGUGACAGUAGACUUAUGUUACAAAAGAUUUCUAUUUCAAAUCAAAAAUGUAAAUAAAAUAUACUUUUCAAACUUUCUAGUUAUCAUUCUAGGAUCACCGUUAUUAUAAUAUUAAGCAGCACCACCAUUUUCAACUUUGAUAAUAAAUGUUUCUUGCGCAGCAAAUCAACACAUUAGAACAAUUUCUGAAUGAUCAUGACACUGAAGACUGGAAUAAUGAUGCUGUAAAUUCAGCUUUACUUUUACAGAAAAAAAUACAUUUUAAAGAAACAGUAAAAUAGAAAAGCUAUUCUUAUAUAUUUCAUAAUAUUACUAAUUCUACUGAUAAAUUAAAUGCAGCCUAGUCAAGAUGAGUAUGAGAUACAUCUUAGUCUUUAAAACUUAUUAACUAUCGCAAACUUUUUAACAGUGGUGUAAGUUCAUGAUUUUUAAUAAUUCAAAGCAAAACAGGUAAUUCCACUAGUCAGUGUAACGACAGGUUGAGCUGGAUUGGUAACACUGUUUUUCAUUCCACAUACUCACCACACACCCUAUCAAUUAUUACUUUUUGGAUAAUCUGAUCAAAAAGAAAAAAUAAAUGCAAAAAAAAUAAAAUAAAUAA